Messenger RNA from Aureobasidium namibiae CBS 147.97, 1491 nucleotides. Its product is annotated as purple acid phosphatase. The transcript is spliced from 3 exons. The coding region runs from base 1 to 1491 and encodes 496 amino acids. The record is from RefSeq and is a predicted model, not a curated record. NCBI's taxonomy places the organism in Eukaryota, Fungi, Ascomycota, Dothideomycetes, Dothideales, Saccotheciaceae. Gene Ontology annotation, molecular function: acid phosphatase activity; metal ion binding.
AUGGCACCUACAUCGUUCUAUAUCCAGGCUCUGCCUCUCUUGUCUGGUCUGGUGUUUGCAGCGGAUUAUCCUGGCAUACCAACAGACCUGACUACCCCUGUGCAACAACGCAUCGCGUUCAAGGGUCCCAAUGCCAUCUCUGUUGGCUGGAACACCUACGAGAAGCUGGCCCAAGGCUGCGUUCAGUAUGGCAAGUCUGCGACCAGCUUGACCUCUCAAGCAUGCUCCACUCAGUCUCUGACCUAUGGGACUUCUCGCACCUGGGCCAACUCGGUAACACUCUCUGGACUCGAUGCUGCAACCACCUACUACUACAAGAUUGUUUCUACCAACUCGACCGUCAACCAUUUCAUGACUGCUCGUACUCCAGGAGACAAGACUAGCUUCAACGUGGAUGUUGUCAUCGAUCUCGGUGUCUAUGGUCAAGAUGGCUACACAACCUCCCGCAAACGCGAUAUUCCAUACGUUCAGCCCGCGUUGAACCACACCACCAUCGGUGCGCUUGCUCGUACCAUUGACAGCUACGACUUUGUGUUGCACCCUGGAGACUUUGCCUAUGCCGACGACUGGUACCUGACGCCAAAGAAUGUUCUUGAUGGCAAGAAUGCCUACGCAGCCAUUCUCGAGAAUUUCUUCGACCAACUGGCCCCUGUCGCAGGCAGGAAGCCAUAUAUGGCAUCCCCUGGCAAUCAUGAGGCUGCAUGCACAGAGAUUCCUUACACAACUGGUCUGUGCCCUGAAGGUCAGAAGAACUUCACGGACUUCAUGACUAGGUUCAAUGGCCUCAUGCCCACUGCUUUUCCCUCCCAAUCCAGAAAUGCCACAGCCCAAGCCUCAGCAAAGAAAGCCCAAGGACUGGCCAAUCCACCCUUCUGGUACUCGUUCGAGUACGGAAUGGCCCAUAUCGUGAUGAUUGACACCGAAACCGACUUCCCAUCUGCACCCGAUGGCCAAGGCGGCAGUGCAGGCCUCGGCGCUGGUCCCUUUGGCAGCACACCAACCCAACAACUCCAAUUCCUCGACGCUGACCUGGCCUCCGUUGACCGUACAAUCACUCCUUGGCUUAUCGUCGCCGGUCACCGUCCCUGGUACUCCACCGGCGACUCCAAGAACAUCUGCGGCCCAUGCCAAACAGCCUUCGAGCCCCUCUUCUACAAGUACGGCGUUGAUCUCGGUGUCUUUGGCCACGUGCACAACUCCCAGCGCUUCAACCCCGUCUACAACAACGUCGCUGACUCCGCAGGCCUCAACAACCCUAAAGCUCCUGCCUACAUUAUUGCAGGCGGAGCAGGCAAUAUUGAGGGCUUGAGUGCUGUGGGCGCCAAUUACUCGACCAAUGUGUUUGCGUACGCAGACGAGUUUAGCUAUGCGUCGCUCAAGUUCAAGGAUGCGAACAAUUUGCAAAUUGACUUUAUGAGAAGUGACACUGGAGAGGUGUUGGACUCGAGCGUGUUGUACAAGCAGCACAAUGUUGCCUUUGUCAGGAAUUGA